Opisthocomus hoazin is the source of this 2732-nucleotide messenger RNA. The record is from RefSeq and is a predicted model, not a curated record. Lineage: Eukaryota; Metazoa; Chordata; Aves; Opisthocomiformes; Opisthocomidae.
AUGUCCCACAAAAAGCGCUACCCCACGGUGAACGAGAUCGAAGUGAUCGGAGGGUACCUGUCCCUGGAGAGGUCCUGCAUGAGCAAGACGGGCUCGCGCCGCAAGAAGAUGAAGAUAUCUUUCAAUGAGACAAGUUUGCAGACCAUGUUUGAAUACCCGUCGGAGAGCUCACUGGCAGAAGAAGAGGAGGAGGAAGAGGAAGGACAUGCUUCUGAAACAGAGGAGGACAAGUCUUGCACCCUUUACAUUCCACGCGCAAAUAGCACUGUGCAUCCCAGUACCCCUAACUCGGAUUUAUCCAGCUACACCCCAAAGCACUCCGUGAAGUUCAGCGAGUGGCAGGAGCAGAAGUAUGAGGAGAUGCCUGCGGCAGAGGGACCCCUCCCAAAGGAAGUGGAUUCCCAUGGGACCCAAGUCAUGGCAGCACCGAGGUCCGACGCUGUGGGGCCGCUGAAGGAUGCCGAGCUGCGGGCAGCUCUGGACGUGCUGCGGUGUUACGACUUGCACUCGAUCGUGGAGGAGUGGUUCCUCGAGGUGCUGCAGACAGACCUUCAGGCAAACAUAGCUCCUGAGUUCUGGAACUGCAUCGGCCAGUAUGAAAACACGGCUGAGGAGCCCCAGUGCUCCUCACUCCUCCUGGACGCCUUUUGUCUUCUCAAGUGCCGCCUGGACCCCUACCUCAACAGCCUGGAGCUCCUGGGGAGGUGGACCAAGGCAGGCUUGCUCCUGGGGACAGGCGCUCAGACGCUGCAGGAGAAGGUCUACACCAUGUUCAAAGCUAUCCUUUUCUUCUCCACUACCAAGUCCUUCCAGGAGAUGAUCCAGCAGUUCUACAGCCGCACCUUCAGGAUAUACAUGCGGCAGUGGAAGAAAGGAGAAGAUGGAACGACCGAGUGCGAGAGCACCAUGAGUGAGACCGAGCAGGAGAGCGAUACGGAGGAGGGCGGAGGAGAGAGCCCGCUGUGCGCAGGCUGCAGCAGCAAGAGAGAGCAGUGCUGGUGCCCCAAAGCCAUGGAGCAGUUUCAGCAGCUCAGUGACAUUCUGUACGUAGGUGACGGGGCGGUGGCUGCCGCUCAGAACAAGCAGACGUGGAUUGAGAAGGUGAUUGGCUGGCUCAGCAGGGUUUUUCUGCAAGAGGGUCCCUUGGCGCGCUCCUCUCCGGAAGCUAGCAGCACCCUGAAGUGCUGGCGGUGCCACGUCCAGAGGUUCUUCUACCGCAUCUAUGCCAGCAUGCGCAUUGAAGAGCUCUUCAGCAUUAUUCGAGACUUCCCAGAGUCGAAGCCUGCUGUGGAGGACCUCAAGUUCUGCCUGGAAAGGACGAAUCAGAGGCAGCAGCUGCUCAGCUCCCUGAAAAGCGCUCUGGAAAUGCGACUUCUGCAUCCAGGAGUCAACACAUCUGACAUCAUCACUCUGUAUAUCUCCGCCAUCAAGGCCUUGCGGGAGCUUGACCCCUCCAUGGUUAUCCUGGAGGUCGCCUGCGAGCCCAUCCGGAAGUAUCUGAGGACUCGGGAAGACACGGUGCGGCAGAUCGUGGCCGGUCUCACAGGGGAUGCUGAGGGCUCCGGUGAUCUUGCAAACGAGCUCUCGAAAGCUGACCCGGUGACCCUGGAGAACGGGCAGGAGAGUGACGAUGACAUCUCGGAACCAGGGGACUGGGUUCCUGACCCGGUUGAUGCAGAUCCAGGAAAAUCAAGUUCCAAGCGUCGGUCCUCGGACAUCAUCAGCCUGCUGGUGAGCAUCUAUGGCAGCAAGGACCUGUUCAUCAACGAAUACCGCACGCUGCUGGCUGACCGGCUGCUACAUCAGUUCAACUACAGUGCAGAGAGGGAAAUCCGCAACGUGGAGCUGCUGAAGCUGCGGUUUGGUGAAGCUCAGAUGCACUAUUGUGAAGUCAUGUUAAAAGAUAUGGCUGACUCGCGGCGCAUUAAUGCCAACAUUCGUGACGAGGAAGAGAAGCUCCCGGAGGAGGAAAGGCCGCCGUUCAGCCUUGUCGCUGUUAUCCUGUCGAGUGAGUUCUGGCCACCGCUGAAAGAGGAGAAGCUGGAGCUUCCAGAGCAGGUCAAGGAAGCCAUGGAAGCCUAUUCCAAGAAGUAUGAGAAGUUAAAGGCCAUGAGGACCCUGAACUGGAAGUACCACCUGGGCCUGGUGAGCUUGGACGUGGAGCUGGCAGAUCGCACCCUCUCCCUCUCCGUCUCUCCUGUGCAUGCUGCCAUCAUCCUGCACUUCCAGACCAAGAGCACGUGGACGCUGACAGAGCUGAGUGAGGUGCUCAAGGUGCCCGUGACAUCGCUGAAGCGGAAGAUGACGUUGUGGCUGCAGCAGGGUGUCCUGCGUGAGGAGCCCCAAGGCACCUUCACCGUGAUUGAGGAGGAGCAGAAGGACCAGGUGGACAAGGUCGUUCUGAUAGACAGCGACGAGGAGGGUGACUCUGCCAUGGCGUCGCAGGCUGACCAGAAGGAGGAAGAGCUGCAGCUGUUCUGGACGUACAUCCAGGCGAUGCUGACCAACCUGGAGAGCCUGUCCUUGGAGAGGAUUCACAGCAUGCUGAAGAUGUUUGUGAUGACGGGCCCGGUGGUUACAGAAAUCGAUAUACAAGAGCUGCAGGGUUUCCUCCAGAAAAAGGUCCGGGACCAGCAACUCAUCUACUCCGGAGGUGUCUACCGCCUGCCCAAGAACUGCAACUAGGCUGCGAGCCUCCCGAGUGCCACCCAGCCCUCUGCGUCCUGCUGGGU